AUGGGCAAGAAAGUCUAUGUUAAAAAGUCUAGAAAAGAAAUGGAGUCAUACCUUACUGGAGCCCUGAACGACCCCGACUACGCUAAUGUUGCAGCUGAAAUUUGUGAUUUAAAUAUGUCGUCAGGAUUGGGGACCUCAGCGGUUAAUGAUGAAAACUUGCAUAACAACAUUAGAUCAUCUGAUCGAGAUGUGGUGUGGGGAGUUGCAGGUCUCCACACACUCGUGAAUUUGUCUAACCUCCUGGAUAGCAUACCCAAUACAUCAGGGUUUCUCAGAACUAACGAGAACGGGGUCUGUGCUCCGACUACUCGACACAACGAUGGUAGAUCUGGGAUACGCAAACCGCUCUCGGAUUUGUCUAUCCUGGUGGAUAAUAUACCCCACACAAUACGGGGUGGCCAUGGAUCAUGCAAAAGACAGAGAUCCAAGCAGGCUGCGGAUCACCUCCCAAGGGGACAGCAUACAACUUUACGAAAUGCUGAUGCAAAGAGACAACGAACGGCUCAGAGUGCGUCCCCCGUUUUGAAUGCCAGCGUCAUCGCUAUCGAUAAUGUAGCACCUUUGGAGUCUGACGCUAGAACAUCUGGUCAAGGGUCGAGCACACAUGACAUAGUAGAGAGCUUUGUAGAUUGGGAUGAGGAUCUGAUUAACGCAUGGGACGCUUGCGAUUUUGAACUACCUACACCGUCGCAAUCACCAUCAGAGUCCAUGAAUGUUCAAGAAACACCUGUGGCUUCCGAACAGACCCCAGAGUUAGGGGUGAUCCACAUAAAUCAAGAAGACAACAAUUCUGAGGAUACAGAAUUGUCCCCAUCUGUUUUGACCCAGAGCCUCGAUGUCCAAAGAACCGUGGAUUCCGAACAGGCCACUGCUGUGGUACAACUAAAUCGAGAAGAGAUUGAUUCUGAGGAUACAGAAUUGUACACAUCUGUCAUGACUCCGACCCUUGAGAUCCGAAGCGUCGCGGCGUCCGAACAGGACCCGGAGCCAUUGCCUGGUAAUCAACAGGCCUAUAGAAACGAACUUGCGGAUGAUGAACAGGUCACGGGCAGCACAGGAAAUGAAGUGACUCUAGAAGAGCUCAAAGACUUUUUGCAUUAUGUCUGGUACGAUUAUACACAGUUUAAGCAGUUUGUAGUCUACGGUUUUUCAAACCAGGAUACAGAGCGAAGAAAACUGUUUGAGUUAAUCACCGAAAUUAUCACUCUGUUAAAAAAACCGACUUUGUAAGUGACAAAUCCGUUUUCUGACGUUUUAAACUUAUACCGUUGAGUGUUCUUAAUACCAGAUAC
Messenger RNA from Paramisgurnus dabryanus, 1292 nucleotides. NCBI's taxonomy places the organism in Eukaryota, Metazoa, Chordata, Actinopteri, Cypriniformes, Cobitidae. The record is from RefSeq and is a predicted model, not a curated record.